CUUCCGCGGGGACUCGGGAUGUGCGUGUGUGCUCGUGAAGGAGGGAGGAGCCCGUUCGUCCGCAUCGGCUUCCCGGGGUCACCUGUUCUCUCUCCUCGCCUUCCCGCUCGGCAAUCGCCGCCGCCGCCGCCUGGGCACCUGCAGGAAGCGGGCGCGGCUUCUUUGCAACGGUCCCCAUCUGUGCCAUUGCCGCCCCCUCCGCAGAAGCCCAAAUCCUGCCAGUCCCCCCCCCUCCACCACACACACCCCGCCCGGCCGCCCCGCCCGGCUAGAUUCCUGCGAGGCUCCAGCGUUGGGUGGGGGCAUCGAUGUUUGCCAUGUGCCAACCGGAAUUCCCCCUCCAUCCACAGCUCGGUGAAGCCCAGGGAAAUUCACAGCAGGAUGUGAUCUACCAUAACAAAAAGGACUCCCAUCCAGACAAGAACCUCAACUUCAUGGAUGAGAAGUCCUCUGAUAGCAACGAAAACUGGAGCCAACCCAUAUCAAAGGUGCCGAUACCAGAGGAGUGGGAACAAUGGAAUGACAAUGGGAUAAAGAAGGUAUCUGAGAAUCUGACUGAUCUAAUACCCCGACAGAAAGCAAAGAAUCGCUCUAGAGGCAUUUCUCAGAACCUAAAGUCUGAUGAUAACUUCCUGGGCUUAGAGGAGGAGAAGGACAGAGAAGAGGAGGACAUCCGCAGACCACCUGAAGGUGCUGAGGUCAGGAGUCCAGAACAAGAGACCAACUACCAGGUGAAGGUAAAAGUAAGAGGGAAACUGGCCAGUUCCCCUCGAGAAGAUAAUGAUUAUUCCAGCAGUCGUUGGGUUGAUAACCCUGAAAGUGAUGGCACCAAAGUUUGGAAGAUACCUUCUGUCACCGAUGAAGACGGGACAUGUAACGCUACGCAGCAAGCCUCCAAUGAUGAUUUUGACAGCUCUUCCUCUAGUUCUGAGACCGUCUCCCCAGCACUGGCAGAAGCUUUCAGGAACAUGCAGGAGAUGAAGAAGUUCAAAGAGUUGGAGAAACAGAAAUAUCACAGCCACUUAGUGAUGUAUCGCCGCCUGGCCUUGCUACGCUGGAUUCGCAGCCUCCAGCAGAACGUUGCUGACCAGCAAAAUCGACUGCAGGAGAGCUUUGACACUAUCCUGGACAAUCGCAAAGAACUUAUUCAACAGGUCAAGCAAGGCAUGGUGCACACCGAAAACCCAACUUAGGGUUUUGAAUUAUAAAAAACAGCCCACCCUCCAUCUCUUCAUUUCUUAGCUUGGCCUCCCAAAUAAGGGUCAUCAGGAUCAUCGCUUGUUUGCAAUUUGGCCCAGUGGACUUUUCUCGUGUUUGAUUGUUCCUCCUAGAAGACAUCAGAAAAUUAUCGGCAAGUUAAUCAUAGACACUCCAAGACACAUUAUUUAUGUGGACACAUACUUCCCCCCCCCCGAGAUUAUUUUCCAAGAUGCAUCACUUCUGGGGAUGAAUGUAUUAUAAAUACAACUUCCAGUGAAACGAAAAUAAGAAAUGCAGAUGGUAUGAUGAUGAGUAGAUCCUAUGGGUCAUGGAGAAAAACUGAAAAAUUGUGGGCAUGUAGGCUUAUAAAAUACCUGCUAAGCAUCUGAGAUGGAAAGAAGCUUGAAAUGGGAACUUUGUGAGUCAGUUAUCAAGUCUUGUGCUACUACCUGGAUAGAAUGUUGGAUGCUUCAAAGCCAUGGUACAACUUGCAUGUCAUGACAUCCUUAUGAUACACAAGAAGGAUGCAUUCUUCAAGCAACUUGCGUGAGCUCACACAAUACACUGAAGAGAUACCCAGUCCUGUGGGUAGCUUUGCAGUAACACAGCUACAAACUACUGUUUUCUAGUCUACAGUGUUUGGUGAGCAGAAACUGUGAGUGACUUGCUAUCAAAACUGGGUCCUCUCUUAAGAUGAGUUAGAAAGUUUCUGAGAGUGUUUGAUGUUUUCCAAAGUUUGUAAAUUAGGGAGUAUCAUAUGAAAAUAUUUGUUUGGCCAGUUGACCAAACCCAAUUUGCUAUUUCUUUGGUGUGAUAGAAUGUCAAAUUUAUGUCAAAGUUAGUAUAAAACAGAGGUCUUCAAACUUGGCAACUUUAAGACUUGUGGACUUCAACUCCCAGAAUUCUGGCAGCAUAGCUGGCUGGAGAAUUCUGGAAAUUGCAGUCCACAAGUCUUAAAACUGCCAGGUUUGGGGACCCCGGUAUAAAACAACAUCCCUUAGUAACUAGGGCCUAGUUCUUCGGUGUAAUCUGUUGACCUUAGUUGGUUCCAGUUACCUUCAAGGUUACUAGAUAUUUCACCCAGCAUGUUUUGGGGUGGAAGUGAAAUUCAUCAUUUUAAAUAUUUUACAUAAUGUUCAUUUUAAUCUUCCUUUCCUGCAGAUGAUUCCACCAUUAAUAGAAGUACAGAUAUAUGGAUGUACAUUUCCAGUAAUGGAUAUUGCGUUGCGGAAGUCCUUCUCAAACUGAUUUUUCUUUUAACAUUUAUGAUUCAUCUGUGUAAAGAGACUUGUCUGUUGCUUUUCUGUAUUUUUUUUAACAGAAGAAAUGUAUUACCAAGUAUAAUAUAGGAUAAUGAUGUAAACUGACUUUACUGAUUGUAGCAUUUGGAUAAUUAUUGCUAUCACUAGUACAAAUCAGAACUGAUAUGCAUGUUCUUUGAAAGAAGAUAAAAAUGUCUGUAUUUGGAGAUAUA
Messenger RNA from Pantherophis guttatus, 2674 nucleotides. NCBI's taxonomy places the organism in Eukaryota, Metazoa, Chordata, Lepidosauria, Squamata, Colubridae. The record is from RefSeq and is a predicted model, not a curated record.